Molecule: messenger RNA, 749 nt
Organism: Hippoglossus stenolepis (Pacific halibut)
Lineage: Eukaryota; Metazoa; Chordata; Actinopteri; Pleuronectiformes; Pleuronectidae
Gene: cga
Product: glycoprotein hormones, alpha polypeptide
Exons: 4
Coding region: 134-532 (132 amino acids)
Biological process (GO): thyroid hormone generation; positive regulation of steroid biosynthetic process
Cellular component (GO): extracellular region; follicle-stimulating hormone complex
Molecular function (GO): follicle-stimulating hormone activity
Source: RefSeq, a predicted model, not a curated record
GAAGAGGCCAACGAGAAGGUGAGAUCAAUGAUAAGGUUUCGCCCAAUCCAGGAAGUUUGUGGCGACAGUAGUAUAAAAACAGAAGGACUGAAGCAGAGGUCCUCAAUAUAAAGGAUUCCUGUACAGUGGUAGCAUGAAGGGGAAACUUUCUAUCAACAUGGUAACUGCUGCGACCUCGAAGGGCUCUGUGAGAUCAGUUGGACUGUCUCUUAUCCUCUUGUCUUUUUUCCUUUACAUAGCUGAUUCUUAUCCAAACACUGAGUUGUCAAACAUGGGCUGCGAGGAGUGCACGCUGAGGAGGAACAUUUUUUUCUCCACGGAUCGGCCAAUCUUCCAGUGCGUGGGCUGCUGCUUCUCCCAGGCGUACCCGACGCCUCUCAAGGCAAUGAAUACGAUGGCGACCCCUAAGAACAUCACCUCGGAGGCAACAUGCUGCGUCGCAAAGCACAGCUACGAGACGGAGGUGGCCGCCAUCAAGGUGAGGAACCACACAGAGUGCCACUGCCACACCUGCUAUCAUCACAAGAUAUGACAGAUGAGAAGUGGAGGCCGUUCCUGCUGCGCUCAGCUUGCCAACAAAUUGUGUUUCUUGUAAUAGGCUAAAGCUUUUCUGUCAUUUUAAAGUGCAUGUUCUGGAGUUGAAAGAUAAUAUUUUUUAGCAAUCCUGUGCCUUUGAUGUGUAAUUAGCCUUCGAUUAUGCAUUGAUAAAUGUACUGUAUAUUGAAAAGCAAAUAAAAUAUGCACCCAGA